Lactuca virosa is the source of this 1431-nucleotide messenger RNA. The record is from the annotation of a GenBank genome assembly. NCBI's taxonomy places the organism in Eukaryota, Viridiplantae, Streptophyta, Magnoliopsida, Asterales, Asteraceae.
GUUGACUGGGCCGGAAUGUGGGAUUGGUUCCAGACAAUCACAUCAUUGCUGCUUCAUCCUAAAUUCUUUCCUUUUCAUAUUAAAUCACUACACAAAUUCUUACACAUUUUUUAUCUGAAAACCUGAUUAACAACUGUUUUUUGAUCGAAGAUCAGGUGUCUCUGUGUGAUUCCAAACAAUCUUCCGAUCACAUCCAUGGCUAAUUCACCUGAAUCUUCGCGCCACGUACUCUCAGAUUUCCGUGCUCCACCACCGUCUCCAGUUGCCUCAGGCCGUCGAUCUUCCGUCGCCAACGAUGAUAUACUCACUGAGUUUCUCCGCUCGCUUCACGUGCCUGACCUUGUCUUGCCAGAUCGGGCGUUUCCUCGCCAAAAUCCGAAGAUCCAGAACCUACCCAAACUUGAUUUUGGAGCACCAAACGUUUUUGAUUUUUCAAAUGAUCAUUUUGCGGAAGUUAUUAAAGUCAUCGCACAAACAGGCUGUUUUGAACUCGUCAACCAUGGAAUUUCCGAUCGACUUUUGUCUUCCGUGAUCAAUUCUGGAGCCGGAGUGUUCCAGUUGCCACCGGACAAGAAGUCUGCUGUUUCUAGGUCUGCUGAACGGUUAUACGGUUUUGUUGAGUUCCAUGGAGACGAUAAGGAGUUGAACGAAGAGUUCGUCUGGUGUAGAGACGAUUCGUUGAAAACAGAGAUGGAGGAAGUUUGGCCAAUUCAAUAUUCGAAUUUCAGUGAAAAUAUGGAAAACCUCAUGUCUGAGAUCGAAAAGAUAUCCGAAAUUCUACUGAAAUUAUUUAUUGGUUCUGCUACUCCAAAAGUAAGCUUCGGUGAUUUUGAAACGAAAGAGAAAGAAAUCGAUGGAUCUAUAUGUUACAUCUACAAGCAUCAUCAGAAUUCAGAUUCGGUAUCAAAUGACGAUCAGUAUAUGGAGUCAUUGAGAUACGAUGUGAUCAGAAUGCUGAUUCGAGGAUCCGAACACUCACACACACUCUGCUUUCACGUAUGUGAUGGAUCUUCUGAGUUUCAUGUUUACUCCAAGAAAGGCUGGGUUUCGUUUUUACCAGAUAAGAAUGCGUUGGUCAUCACCAUUGGCGACCAAUUGCAGACAUGGAGUGAAGGAAAAUACAAACAUGUUAUAGGGAGGCCAAUCUUCAAAGGGGAACUAGAGAAUUAUAUAUCAAUGGCUUUUUUGUAUAGCCCUCCUCCACCCGUACCUAAAGACAAAAAGGACAAAACGAUAACAUUUGGACACCAACUCUUUUUGGUUUUGAUUUUAAUCCUUCUUUACAAUAUUUUCUCUUAUAUUUCUACUUAAUUAACCAAACAUUCAUAUCAUUGUAAAAGUUUUUUCGUUUGUUAUUAUUUGGCGUCAAGAUAGAGGGAAAUUACAUUGCGUGAGGUAUUUAUUGUCUAAUUAUAAAGGAACAUAUAUGGC